UACUUAAAAACAGAUAAUAUUAUUCUAGAUAUAAACUAUAAGACGAUAUAAUGAUAAUUGAUUUUUUUCGUAAUAAAAACAUUAAAAUAACCAUUAAUUAUUGCAGAUCGGUGUACACUUCUCGAUUUGCACUCUUCAAUGGUCGACGCUUUUGUGGCGUAGAUACUUAUUCACGUCGAUAGCGCGUGCUGUUUGCAUACACAUUAGCUGACAUUACCCAAAGAUUUAAUUUGACACAUCGUGUCUCAUUAAGCGACCGUACAAAAACGGUGGUCAAUUCCUUGUGCGACCGUCGUCUGUAACGAGUGAAGUAGAUACGCCGAAAAGGGUAAUAAAUACUUUAACAAUAAUCGACGACGCCGAACAGGGUUAUACCAUUUUGUUCCUCUCAUCUGUGUAUCAUGCGCUGUCUUUAUUCAUCUCAUUUGAACGCGCGUAAAUUACGUAUUUUUUUUUCUUCUUAUAGUUACACAACAAUACAUAAUUAUAUAUGAUAAUAUAAUAUCGUAAUCGGACACCUCUGCCGCCGCCUACUUCGAGUGACACCUGACAAGUGACCGCCUAUACGUUUCGUGUGCGUACCAACGUGCGAGUGUGUUGUGCACACAAAUGUAACAUAUCAGUCGGACCAACACUUGCAGGAUCGCUAAGAUGGACGAGUCGGCAGACGGCCUAUCCUCGACUGGUAACAGGACGACCGCGCAGAGCUUCAAAGUUGUCCUGUUGGGCGAAGGGUGCGUGGGCAAAACGUCGCUGGUGCUUCGGUAUACAGAAGACAAGUUCAACGACAAACACGUUAGCACGCUACAGGCAUCUUUUGUCAAGAAAAAGCUCAACCUCAACGGGCGGAGAAUUAACUUGUCGAUAUGGGAUACAGCCGGACAAGAGAGGUUCCAUGCUUUGGGACCGAUUUACUACCGGAUGUCCAAUGGUGCAAUACUUGUUUACGACAUCACUGAUGAAGAUUCUUUUCAAAAAGUGAAAAAUUGGAUUAAAGAAUUGAAAAAGAUGUUAGGAAGUGAAAUUUGCCUUGUUAUUGCUGGAAACAAAAUUGAUUUAGAAAAAGAUCGUACAGUUUCAGUAGAAGACGCAGAAAACUAUGCCAGUUCAGUUGGUGCUGUACAUUUUCAUACAUCAGCCAAAAUGAAUUCAGGCAUUGAAGAAAUAUUUUUGAGUUUGUGUCGUAUGAUGAUUGAAAAGGCUGAUAAACAAAUCGCUGAUAAUUUAGUCACACUAAAUCGAUCAGGAAGUACAAGAAGAAGAACCAUUAUAAUUGAUGAUGAAGAUGACAUGUCAUCCAAAGAAUCGUCACGUUGGUGUUGUAGUAGUUAAUUCAUUGCUUUUGCCUUUUUAAAAAUGGUUUAAAGAUACCAAAUUUCAUGUUUAUUAUAUAUUUAUAUUUUUUUUGAAAAACAGUUUUGUU
Melanaphis sacchari is the source of this 1423-nucleotide messenger RNA. It is a transcript of the gene Rab21, whose product is annotated as ras-related protein Rab-21. Gene Ontology annotation, molecular function: GTP binding; GTPase activity. Lineage: Eukaryota; Metazoa; Arthropoda; Insecta; Hemiptera; Aphididae. The coding region runs from base 652 to 1332 and encodes 226 amino acids. Gene Ontology annotation, biological process: Rab protein signal transduction. The transcript is spliced from 4 exons. The record is from RefSeq and is a predicted model, not a curated record.